AUGCCAUCCAUUCAAACCCUCAUUGUGCUGUUUGCAGCAUUCGCUGCCUCCGCUUCUACGGCAUUGAAACCCAUGUUCCAAACCGCCGCCAAUCACACAGUGACUGGACCAACAACCUUCUCAACAGUGAUCACAAGCGAUCCAACUCCCUUAUCUGAAAACGCCAACUUAAACAACAUCGAAGAGCCGCCCCACACUCUUGGCGGAGAAAUCGAUAACAUAGACUCCGUUGAUCUCCUCGAGUGCUGGGAGAAUUCGGCGCGCUACGAGUUUGGCGAAUUCAAGUGUGCCGGAAAACGGUGGUACCGCAAAAGCAACGGGUUGUGGCAUGAUCCAUACGACUGCUGGGAGAAUUGUAACCCGUUUGUCUCUGGCUCGAUCAAGAACGACCCAUACAAACGGUUGCUCAAGUGUGAGAGAAGGGUCUUUUGGGCCGAGUGUAGAACUGGCUACGCUCCGAUUAUAACCGAGUCUUGA
Neoarthrinium moseri is the source of this 477-nucleotide messenger RNA. RefSeq lists its product as uncharacterized. The transcript has a single exon. The record is from RefSeq and is a predicted model, not a curated record. The coding region runs from base 1 to 477 and encodes 158 amino acids. Lineage: Eukaryota; Fungi; Ascomycota; Sordariomycetes; Amphisphaeriales; Apiosporaceae.